Carassius gibelio (silver crucian carp) is the source of this 5738-nucleotide messenger RNA. Its product is annotated as A disintegrin and metalloproteinase with thrombospondin motifs 2. The coding region runs from base 9 to 4022 and encodes 1337 amino acids. The record is from RefSeq and is a predicted model, not a curated record. The transcript is spliced from 22 exons. Gene Ontology annotation, biological process: proteolysis; extracellular matrix organization. Gene Ontology annotation, cellular component: extracellular matrix. Lineage: Eukaryota; Metazoa; Chordata; Actinopteri; Cypriniformes; Cyprinidae. Gene Ontology annotation, molecular function: metalloendopeptidase activity.
UCGCUUAUAUGAAAUCUCAAAGUCCGCCUUUUGCCCGUGCGCUCUCCCCUCUCCGCGGACCUGCCAUGGAUGUUACUCCUGGAUGUGCAUUCUUCAUUAUUUUCCUUCACUUUCAGCACGCGGAUACUCUUUACAUCGCCAACAGUAUGGAUUCCCUGCAGCAUGUCCUGAGGGAGUAUGGGCUAGUGAGGCCGGUGAGCGUGGAUGCAGACGGACGCUUCCUCUCCCACGCCGUCUCUGCCAGCCGGUUGAGUGGGCAGGGAUCCCACCGGCGCAGGAGGAGGCAGGCCAACUAUCAUGGAGAGACCAAUGAGGAGACGAACUCAGAACAGGACCACCUGAGGCACAAGGAGACACUCUUUUAUAACGUCACUGUUUUCGGACAGGAGUUUCAUCUUUGCCUAAGGCUAAAUUCCAGGCUUGUGGCCCCUGGAGCCAAAGUGGAGUGGCUUGAGGACGAUAACCAAACCCACUCUGAGCCCUUGUUGCCCAGUGACUGUUUAUAUGUGGGUUAUGUUACCAAUGUGCAGGAUACAUCAGUGGCCAUAAGCAAUUGUGAUGGCCUGGCAGGAAUGAUCCGUGCAGGUCAAGAGGAGUUUUUUAUCGAGCCACUGGAGAGAGGAGGUGACAUGACAGGAGAGGAGGAAGGAGGACCUGGACGUCAUCACAUCAUCUACCGCUCCUCUGACAUCAAGAAACCGGACAUCAAUCAUCCCGCUGACUUUCAUCCCAGAGGUUCCCCUCUGGGUUUCCAUGCUGGAUUGGAGUAUUUACCCCACCAUGUUAAGAAGAAAAUAAAGAGCAACUCGCGAACACGCAGAGAGACGUAUGAAGAUGAGAUCUUUAACAUCGAGGUUCUGUUGGGUGUGGACUGCUCUGUAGUGGUGUUUCAUGGCAGAGAGCACAUCCAGAAGUACCUCCUGACCCUCAUGAACAUUGUGAAUGAGAUUUAUCAGGACAGCUCCCUGGGUGCCCAUAUUAAUGUUGUCCUGGUUAGAAUCAUGAUGCUCUGCUCCUACAAGUCCAUGAGUUUGAUUGAGCUGGGCAAUGCUGCUCAGAGUCUGGAGAAUGUCUGUCGCUGGGCCUUCCUGCAGCAAAAAGAGGACAAGAAUGAUGCAGAAUACCACGAUCAUGCCAUUUUCCUCACCCGACAAGAGUUUGGGCCCACUGGCAUGCAAGGUUAUGCUCCUGUUACAGGAAUGUGUCACCCUGUGAGAAGUUGCACUCUGAACCAUGAGGAUGGCUUCUCGUCAGCUUUUGUUGUGGCCCAUGAGACAGGACAUGUACUGGGGAUGGAGCAUGAUGGCCAGGCGAAUGAAUGUGGGGAUGAGGUUCCAAUGGGCAGUAUAAUGGCUCCUCUGGUUCAAGCAGCCUUCCACCGCUUUCAUUGGUCCCGAUGCAGUCAACAGGAGCUCAGGCGAUACCUCAAUACAUAUGACUGUCUCCGUGACGACCCCUUUGAUCAUGAGUGGCCCACUCUACCCCAGUUGCCUGGUCUGCAUUACUCUAUGGAUGACCAGUGCCGCUUUGAUUUCGGCAUGGGCUACAUGAUGUGCACUGCGUACAGCACCUACGAUCCUUGCAAGCAGCUGUGGUGCAGCCACCCCGAGAACCCUUUCUUCUGCAAGACCAAGAAGGGCCCUCCUAUCGAUGGGACCAAGUGUGCAGCAGGAAAGCAAUGUUUUAAGGGUCACUGUAUCAAGCUUACGCCAGACAUUCUCAGGCAGGACGGCCACUGGGGUCAGUGGACCAAGUUUGGUUCCUGUUCUCGUACCUGUGGUGGUGGAGUACAGUUCCGCACUCGUGAGUGUAACAACCCAAGUCCAGCCAACGGGGGACGCACUUGUUAUGGAAACAACUAUGAGUUCCAGCUCUGCAACAUGGAAGAGUGUGCAAAGGCCCUAGCUGACUUUAGAGAGGAGCAGUGCGAGAUGUGGAACCCUCACUUUGAGCAUGAGGGCACCAAACACCAUUGGCUGCCCUACGAGCAUCCUGAACCUGAAGAAAGAUGUCAACUGUACUGCCAGUCUAAAGAGACAGGAGACGUGAUAUCCAUGAAAAGAAUGGUGCAUGAUGGCACACGUUGUUCCUACAAAGACCCUUACAGCGUGUGUGUGCGUGGGGAAUGUGAGAAAGUGGGCUGUGACAAUGUUAUAGCCUCGGAGCUAGAGGACGAUAAGUGUGGCGUGUGUGGAGGAGACAAUGCCACGUGCAAGAUUGUCAAAGGAAAUUUCACCCGCAGCACGAGGAAACCAGGUUUUCUGAAGAUCCUGGAGAUUCCUAGAGGAGCACGCCACAUACAGAUCCAUGAAUUCAAAGGAACUCCACAUGUUAUAGUGGUGAAGAACCAGGCUACAGAUCAUAUCUUUCUGAAUGACGAGGGUGAUUUUCCUGAGUCACGUACAGUAAUUGAAAAAGGUGUGGCGUGGGAGUACACUAACAAUGAUGACAUGGAGACGGUCCAGACCAACGGACCACUCAAAUAUGGAGUCCUCAUUAUGGUCCAGUCUCAGAGCAUUUCUAAAGUCACGCUUUCAUACAAAUACAUCCUGCCAGAAGAUCCGCUCUCUUCAAUGGAGAACUCCCUGCCUCAGGACGACACAGUUUACUUCGAGUGGGCUCUCAGGAAGUGGUCGCAUUGCUCCAAGCCAUGUGGCGGAGGAAAACAGUACACACGUUUUGGGUGCCGAAGGAAGUCGGAUGGCAAAAUGGUACACCGUACACUCUGUGCCAACAUACCCAAACCUCGCGCCAUCAGUCGAGCUUGCAACCAGAAGGAGUGCUCAGAACCAAUCUGGGUGACAGGAGAAUGGGAGGAGUGCAGUAAAUCAUGUGGAAAAACUGGUUCUCAGACCCGACCCGUGCACUGUGUGAGACCUGAACUGGACGGUUCAUACAAAGCCGUCAAUGCUAAGCACUGCAAUGAUGACCGGCCUGAAGGGCGACGACCCUGUAAUCGUCACCUAUGCCCUGCACUGUGGAGAACUGGGCCUUGGUCUCAAUGCUCAGUGACCUGUGGUAAUGGGACUCAGGAGCGGCAAGUCCUGUGCAGCACCCCUGAUAAUGCCAUCGGCAUCUGCAUGGACACCAAGCCUGAGAGCAUCAGAUCAUGUCCACUUGCUCCGUGUCCAAAUGACAGAGGGAACUUCCUCAUCCAGUGGCUCUCCAGAGCAAACCCCGAGUUCCCAGCUCCGAAGAUCUCCUCAAGAUCCCGCUGUAAAGGAGACAGGUCUGUGUUCUGUCGGAUGGAGGUUCUCAGUAAGUACUGCUCCAAUCCGGGCUACUGGCAGAUGUGCUGCAAGUCCUGCAAAGAGGGCAACUACACCUCUGAAUUCAACCUGACGAGACCCAGGAUGUACACUCCCGUAACUCCCACUGCAACAGCUCCUGUUCUCACAACACUGCUAUACAGGACCUCACAGAAGCCUGGAACCACCAUCACACCAUCAUUCAGCAGAUGGAGAAACAUCACCACUGAGCCCACAUCUUGGGGCUACACAACCACCGUGAACCCAAUAACCCUAAAACCAGGAACCACAGUCCCUUUUACCAUUGGUUCUAUCACUGUGCACACUAAACAUCCCAGCAUACUUGACUACGAAGAGGAAACCAGCACACCCUUCUACGAGGACGAAGCCUGGAGCGAUAUCUCAACCGAACACUUUUCAGAAUCCGAAUCAUCAGAGUUUGCAGAGCCUUGGCCAACCACUCCACAAUAUACAAGCACACUUGAGAAUAAAAACAUCGGGACAACGUUUCUGACAAGGCUACAGGUGAAUGUCACUGCAACAAGCCCUCCUGCCAUAAUCAAUCUCCAUCGGUCAGAAGACAAGAAGGAGAAUAACUCCAUCGACGUGUCCUACAGGAUUGCCAGUCCAAACGAAGUCAUGCUCAACCACUUUGUCCCCAGAAAGCGAGCGCCGUUCCGUGAGAAAACAAAUAAUAAAAGAAUUCAAGAACUCCUUGCAGAGAAAAGACAAGACUUCCUGCUUCAAAGACUGAAACGUAAACCAGGAGACUGAUGCAUUUCCUUUUCUUUAUCCCUGUGGUAUUUUGUAAGUAUAUUUUUCAGUGGUCUUACGGCCUCAACACUCUUUCUUGGCACUUGCAAUCAUUCAAGAGGAAAUAACCUCAGUUCUCAAUCUUUCAUGUAGUAGCUCUUCAAUGCAACUAACCAGAAUGAAAAAUUACCCUAGUCGAGGCUUUUUUUUUUUUUUUGAGGAUGACAUCUUUCCAGGGGUUUACCACAUUUGGCUACUUUAUUGGGGUGAAUACAGGGGCGCAUUAAGCUUCUGUUGUGAAGAUCUGACAGUUUAAGCUUAAGCCAGGCACAUACUGUAUGAUUUGUCCAGUCCUCUACAAUUUUUGUACAUGAUCCCAAUGAGAUCUUUGGUAUGUCACAAUGUCACAGCACAUUGUGUGAUGUGAGCAGUCAGACUGUUUGAUACACAUCCAGGAUUUUGGUUCCAGUGUUGCUGCUGACAGCAUACGAGUGGUCACUAGAGAUGGUCUGGCUUGUUGGUUUUAGUUUAGUUUUGGUCAUCUGGUGAGGCUGGCAGAUCAGCUAAACCAGCUGAAUACCAUAUUGACCAGACUGAGAGACCAGCUUAAAUUAAAUGUAAAAAAAAAAAAUUAAUGAUUUUUUUUUUUAGCAGGUCUAAUGUUUUUUUCUUUUUUUUUCAACAAUAGAAUGAUUUUUCAACAUCUGGUUUAUCUUGUCCAAACUUUUCAAGUAAACUUGCUUUAAAUCUUUAUUACAUUAGCGUAUAAAUAUAUCAAGGUAACUGCCCAAGAAGUUGUGGUCACAUUAGCCAAAUUUCAGCUAAUAUAGUGUAGCGCUGUGUGAAGCAAAGGUCACACAAAAGUCACUUUCAAACCAAGUAGCUUUCUGUUGAUCAGUGUGGUGAAUCCAGCUUGAGAAAUGGCCAUUUGGGAAAUCUUUCACCACUACAUGGAAUUCCAGAUUGCCUUGAUUGGAUUUCUGUUGAAAUGACUGGAUUUCACCCGUGAAAAUUUGCAACAACAAUGGUAUUUGACUGCAUCUUAAAUGUGACUGCACCUCAACUCUAGAUAUUACAAAACUUAUGUUGAAAAAUAAUGUGUUCAGAAAUAUUCUCCUAAAUGAACAAAUGUAAAUCAGCUAGAUGCAGCAUAAUGUAAUGGAAAAUAGUUCUCGCUUAAGCAAUAUGCUGAAUAAACAGCAAGAUGCAUCGCACCAGGCAAAUAUGUCGCAGUGUUUACAUGGGGAAAAAACUACACGGACGCUAGUGUGAACAACCCAUUAGGAUGACUGCUGUAGGAUUGCUGACAUUUUGGAACUAAAUAUUAAUUCUGUAACCACAUGACUAUUUCUUGCUAAAAAGCAGUCUUCUUUCUUAAUAAAUGUGCAGAUCUGAAUCCCUUCGUAAAUGUUGUAAAUAUGAACUAGAAUUUAUUUUUGUAUUUAUUGAAGUACAUGUCCUUUCUUCCACAGCCGUUGUUUUUUUGUUUUUGUUUUUAGAACACUUUGUGCAUGCGGCAUGAGUGACAAUCCUAACACAUAUCCAAGAGCCAAUACUAUGAUAACUCCUCCGCAUUCAGAGCACUGUACUGAGAAAUCAGUGUAUUUUAAAAAUGCAGUGGACAUAUGCGUUCUUCAUUUAUGGCUUUUUACAUUCUAGAUUCAAAGGGUACAAGUGGAUGUCUACAUUCUUGAUUCAUCCCAUUCUUGACUUAAUAAAGCUGCAGAUGAACUACCA